Trichomycterus rosablanca is the source of this 1756-nucleotide messenger RNA. RefSeq names its product megakaryocyte-associated tyrosine kinase (gene matk). The transcript has 13 exons. Gene Ontology annotation, molecular function: protein binding; ATP binding; non-membrane spanning protein tyrosine kinase activity. The record is from RefSeq and is a predicted model, not a curated record. Lineage: Eukaryota; Metazoa; Chordata; Actinopteri; Siluriformes; Trichomycteridae. The coding region runs from base 96 to 1466 and encodes 456 amino acids. Gene Ontology annotation, biological process: protein phosphorylation.
UGGAUAUUCAUCUAUAAUCUGAAGCGACUGUUUAGUGUUUAGGUGGUCUAAUGCUGCUGAUGUAGAUUAUUAUUGACUCACACUUCACCUCAGCGAUGGCUACGAAAACAUGGCCGCCCGGAACACAGUGUGUCGCCAAAGCUGACCACACCAAGCCCAAGCCCAACGAGCUUGCGUAUCGCAAAGGAGACAUCAUUACCGUCUUACAUCUGGAGAUGUUAAUGGGGAAGUCCAUUUACAGGGCCAAACACAACAGGACCGGUGAGGAAGGUCUGAUCUUCGCUUCCAAUAUGCGGGAACGUGAGGCCCUGCGCGUGGACCCCAGUCUCAGCCUGAUGCCUUGGUUCCACGGGAAGAUUUCGGGUCCGGAGGCGGUCAGCAAACUGCGGCCCAUGGAAGACGGACUGUUCUUGGUUCGGGAGUCCAUCAGGCACCAGGGCGACUAUGUGCUGAGCGUGAGCUUUAAAAAGGAGGUGCUUCAUUACCGCGUCAUCUACCACGAAUCCAAGCUCACCAUCGACAACACACAGCACUUCUACAACCUCAUCGACAUGGUAGAGUACUACUCCAAGAACAAAGGCAUCAUUGCAACCACCCUGCAAAAACCCAAAGAGAAAGAGGGCACCAAGUCAGCAGCAUUACAGCUAUCUAAAACUGGCUGGCUGUUGGAUCUGUCAAAGCUUACUCUGGGAGAAAGUAUCGGACAGGGAGAGUUUGGAGACGUGUUUCAGGGCGAGUACAUGGGCAGGAAGGUGGCUGUGAAGAACAUAAAGUCUGACGUCACAGCUCAAGCUUUCCUGGAUGAGACAUCAGUCAUGACAAAACUGCAGCAUAAGAAUCUGGUCCAGCUGCUGGGAGUGAUUUUACACAACGGCCUUUACAUCAUCACUGAAUUCAUGGCGAAGGGUAAUCUGGUAAAUUUUCUGCGAUCACGAGGUCGCUCAGUUGUUACUACGUCCCAGCUUCUGCAAUAUGCACUAGAGGUGUGUGAAGGGAUGGAGUAUCUGGAGUCGAAGAAACUGGUUCACCGAGACCUGGCUGCUCGCAACAUCCUCAUCUCGGAGGAUAACAUCGCCAAGAUCAGUGAUUUUGGUCUGGCCAAGGUCGACCAUCAGAGUCUAUGCGAUCUUCAGGACAAUGCGAAGCUACCGGUGAAAUGGACCGCACCCGAGGUCCUGAACAACCAGAAGUUUUCCACACGAUCAGAUGUUUGGAGUUAUGGCGUACUACUAUGGGAGACGUUUUCCUACGGUCGACAGCCGUACCCUAAGAUGACUUUGAAGGAGGUGAAGGAGAAGCUGGAGGAGGGUUACCGCAUGGAGCCACCCGAAAACUGCCCGCCUGACGUCUACGCCCUGAUUAAGUCCUGCUGGGAGCAGGAGCCUAAGUUGCGCCCGUCCUUUCAUAAGCUCAAAGAACUUCUGCAGGCCGAGUUAAACAAAUGUGAAUCCAGGAGCGAGUCGUGACCCUGCGCAAAUCGUCCCUUUAUUACCAGAUCACACUAUACUGCUGGAGGAGUAUACUGCUUCCACCACAGUUUCAAUCAUUAUAGACACCAGACCUGUUUGUAAUGUUUGUUUUUAUGUAAAUGUAUUUUAAAAGUAAUUUACGAUUAACGUUUAAAUCGUUUAACUGAGGGCACAGGUCUGAGGGAACAUGUAUGAAUCCAUCUUGUCUAUAAAACAUAACGCUACUUGUACACGACUUUAUUUUGUUUCAUUUUAACUUUACAUCACUGGUUUGCUUUUCUGGCUUU